This is a messenger RNA of Gasterosteus aculeatus aculeatus (three-spined stickleback), 6096 nucleotides long. It is a transcript of the gene atp2a3, whose product is annotated as ATPase sarcoplasmic/endoplasmic reticulum Ca2+ transporting 3. Gene Ontology annotation, biological process: calcium ion transport. Lineage: Eukaryota; Metazoa; Chordata; Actinopteri; Perciformes; Gasterosteidae. Gene Ontology annotation, molecular function: ATP hydrolysis activity; P-type calcium transporter activity; ATP binding. The record is from RefSeq and is a predicted model, not a curated record. Gene Ontology annotation, cellular component: membrane.
CCUUCAGAUGGAGAUGAAGUAGCAGCAGCGCACCGACAGAGCGACAACAGCGUGUCCGCGGCCGCACAUCCGAAGGGUUUUUUUUGUCUUCAGGUGGGGGAACAGGUGACGCGCCGACCGACCUUCUCUGCCGCCUCGACGUGCAUCGGUGGGAAUCACCGCGGUCCCGACUCCACCACCCCUCCUCCUCCCCCCCCGCCACCCCCUCAGUAGAUACCCCUCAACUGCAUGCAUUUCGAGCCGAUCAUUUUAAGCUCAGUCCGCCAAGAUGGAAAAUGCGCACACUAAAUCGGCGGGCGAAGUUUUAGACAACUUCGGCGUAAACGAAAACACCGGGCUGACCGUGGAGCAAGUCAAAGUCAACGUUGAGAGAUACGGACCGAAUGAGCUCCCGGCUGAAGAAGGCAAGUCCCUAUGGGAGCUGGUGGCGGAGCAGUUUGAAGACCUCAUGGUCCGGAUCCUGCUGCUGGCUGCCUGCGUCUCCUUUGUGUUGGCUCUGUUUGAGGAGGGAGAGGAGACGGCCACCGCCUUUGUUGAGCCAUUUGUUAUUCUUCUUAUCCUCCUCGCCAAUGCUGUUAUCGGGGUCUGGCAGGAGCGGAAUGCCGAGAAUGCCAUUGAGGCUCUGAAAGAAUAUGAACCCGAGAUGGGGAAGGUGUUCCGCAUAAACCGUAAGGCCGUCCAGAGGAUCAAAGCCAGAGACAUCGUCCCAGGAGACAUAGUGGAGGUGGCAGUUGGGGACAAGGUGCCUGCCGACAUCAGAGUGACUUCUAUAAAGUCCACCACCCUGCGGGUGGACCAGUCAAUCCUGACAGGGGAGUCUGUGUCCGUGAUCAAACACACAGACCCGGUUCCUGACCCCAGGGCUGUAAACCAAGACAAAAAGAACAUGCUGUUUUCUGGCACAAAUAUUGCAGCGGGCCGCGCCAUUGGUGUGGUUGUCGCUACCGGCGUCUCCACAGAGAUCGGUAAGAUCCGUAACCAGAUGGCGGCCACGGAGCAGGAGAAGACGCCGCUGCAGCAGAAGCUGGACGAGUUCGGGCAGCAGCUGUCCAAGGUCAUCUCCCUGAUCUGCGUGGCUGUGUGGGUCAUCAACAUCGGCCACUUUGGGGACCCCGUGCACGGCGGCUCCUGGGUCAGAGGGGCCAUCUAUUACUUCAAGAUCGCCGUGGCGCUGGCUGUGGCCGCCAUCCCAGAGGGCCUGCCCGCUGUCAUCACUACCUGCCUGGCCCUCGGCACCCGUCGCAUGGCCAAGAAGAACGCCAUCAUCCGCAGCCUGCCCUCGGUGGAGACGCUGGGCUGCACUUCGGUCAUCUGCUCCGACAAGACGGGCACCCUCACCACCAACCAGAUGUCCGUCUGCAGAAUGUUUGUUGCAGACACAGUGGAAGAUUCAACCUGCAGCCUCCACGAGUUCUCCAUAACGGGUUCAACAUAUGCCCCUGAGGGACAAAUACUGAAAGGAGACAAGCCCAUCCAGUGCGGAGACUUUGAUGGACUCUUGGAGUUGGCCACUGUGUGUGCGAUGUGCAAUGACUCUUCACUGGACUACAAUGAGGCCAAAGGGGUCUAUGAAAAGGUGGGUGAAGCCACGGAGACGGCUCUCACCACUUUGGUGGAGAAGAUGAACGUCUUCAAGACCGACCUGUCCGGGAUCAGCAAGGUGGAACGUGCCGGUGCCUGUAACACGGUGAUCAAGCAGUUGAUGAAGAAGGAGUUCACCCUGGAGUUCUCUCGUGACCGUAAAUCCAUGUCUGUCUACUGCACCCCCGUCAAGCCGGGCUCCCAGAGUAAAAUGUUCAUCAAGGGCGCUCCGGAGAGUGUGAUUGAGCGCUGUCAGUACCUGCGGGUGGGAACAGGGAAGGUGACACUGACGCCCGCCCUGCGCGACCAGCUGCUGUCCAAAAUCAGGGACUGGGGCACGGGCAGAGACACCCUGCGCUGCUUGGCGCUGGCCACUCACGACGUCCCGCCUCGCAAAGAGCAGAUGGACUUGGAGAAUUCCAACAAGUUUGUGGAGUAUGAGUUGGGUCUCACGUUUGUUGGCUGCGUGGGAAUGCUGGACCCGCCCAGGAAGGAGGUGAUCGGCUCGGUGAAACUCUGCAAAGAGGCUGGGAUACGUGUCAUCAUGAUCACGGGGGACAACAAGGGAACAGCCGUUGCCAUCUGCAGACGAAUUGGCAUCUUCGGCGAGGACGAGGACGUGACUGGGAAGGCCUACACGGGCCGCGAGUUCGACGACCUCCCGCUGGAGGCCCAAAGAGAAGCCGUCAAAAGGGCGCGAUGCUUCGCCCGCGUCGAACCGGCCCACAAGUCCAAGAUUGUCGGAUACUUGCAGGCGUUUGAUGAGAUUACGGCAAUGACGGGCGAUGGUGUAAAUGACGCUCCGGCCCUGAAGAAAGCGGAGAUCGGCAUCGCCAUGGGCUCCGGCACAGCAGUGGCCAAGUCGGCGUCCGAGAUGGUGCUGUCAGACGAUAACUUCUCCACCAUAGUGGCAGCUGUGGAGGAGGGCCGAGCCAUCUACAACAACAUGAAGCAGUUCAUCAGAUACCUCAUCUCCUCUAACGUGGGAGAAGUGGUCUGCAUCUUCCUGACGGCCAUCCUCGGUCUGCCCGAGGCUUUGAUUCCGGUCCAGCUGCUGUGGGUGAACCUGGUGACCGACGGCCUGCCCGCCACCGCCCUGGGCUUUAACCCCCCGGAUCUGGACAUCAUGGACAAACCCCCCCGCAACCCCAAGGAGCCUCUCAUCUCUGGCUGGCUCUUCUUCAGAUAUCUGGCCAUUGGAGGAUAUGUGGGUCUUGGAACUGUGGGUGCUGCCACCUGGUGGUAUCUGUAUGAUGAAGAAGGCCCACACGUCUCUUUCUAUCAGCUGAGACACUUCAUGCAGUGUACCGAGGACAACCCCAUGUUCCAGGGCGUUGACUGCGAGGUGUUUGAAUCCCGCUACCCCACAACCAUGGCCUUGUCUGUGCUGGUCACCAUUGAGAUGUUCAACUCUCUCAACAGUUUGUCUGAGAACCAGUCUCUGCUCAGGAUGCCUCCUUGGGUCAACAUUUGGCUGCUGGGAGCCAUCAUUCUCUCCCUCUCCCUCCACUUCUUAAUCCUCUACGUUGAGCCUCUGCCGUUGAUCUUCCAGGUGACCCCACUGUGCUGGUCCCAGUGGAUUGUGGUCCUGAAGAUUUCCAUCCCAGUCAUCCUCCUGGAUGAGGCACUGAAAUAUAUCUCCAGGAACCAUCUAGAAGGUGAUGAGGAGAAGAAAUACCGGAGGAGGUGGCAGCAGCAGCAGGACUAAGACCUCCCACCUCAACACAGUCACAUACUUAGACACACGCCUCCCCUCUUCCCUUUUAGGAGUUAGAAACAUUCCUCUCCCACUUCUCUCCCUCCUCAACCCCAUCUCCUGCAUGACCAAAAAAAACAACACCACUAGCAAUGAGCAGGGUUUUCCAGCGAGCAUGGCUUUGUACGAGUGUGUGAGUAAAUGAGCUGUGUGUGUCGACAGGUAGAUGCAGGCUUGUUGUUAUACUCGCAAGAAACAACUGCAGAAAAGAAGGAAAAAAAACAAAUUGCCCAGGGCUCUUGCUUUUAUUUUUAUUUUUUUUGGGCUGUAUAGUAAAAUGGAGAGGGAGGGCAGGGCGUUAGGAGAGAGGAGGGAAAUCACAAAUUAGCACAGCGACCAAAAGAUUGAUUUUUAGAGACCCGCUUUAGACAAGAGGCCGGCGUCCACACCUGCAGAGGAAGACCGUCGCAGGAAUGUGGACGUCAAAAACGGCCUCCCAACUGUUUGUCCACACAAAGGUUACGUGGAAGGUACCGCGCAGGCUUCUACCGGCCCGGGAGUUUCAGCCUAGCUCCACCUUUAUUGGCACAAAUUGUACCCAGGACCAGUUUGCCCCGGCGCUGCUCGUCUUCACUCUCCUCGCGCGGUUUAUUCUUUUCCAGCUAUCUCUGGAAGAGCCAUCUGUAGGUAAAAAACAAAUAAAUGAAUAGAGAACUAAUAAAUAAAUGAAGAUCUCAAUCAGGACCCAAACCAGCAUUUCAGUAGAGAAGACGUCAGCCAGUCCACCCGGCUGGUCCUGCUAAGCCUCACUGUGUCUGCUGUGUAAAGUCCGAGCUGUUGAACAUCUAAAGGAAAGGCGGGUCGGAGCAGGACGUUGGAAGCUUCAUAUUUUGUACAUACUUGUAUCGAAGCGUAGUGUUUUUGAGCGUCCCUUUCAGUUGAAUCAGUUAUUUCGUGCCGCGCACCAGCGCCGUCCUGUGUGUUAGGCUGUGUGUGCGUGCAUGAGUGUGUGUGUGUGUGUGUGCGCACGCACGCAUUAUAGCCUCAGUUGAAUCAAAUCGACAGUUGACCAAUGGCACAGAUGAUGUCAUCAAAGUUACGGCGAGUCAACUGCUCGACUGUGUGAGUCCAACUUCGUCGUCUACACGUUAAGCACGUUGAACAUCCAUGCCCGACGACGCCCACUGCACCUCCACAUGAAAUAUGUGGCCGACAUGAAUGUGUUCAUGCGAGCCCCAACAGCCACUGCUCUCACUCGUAUGUGCCCCCUCAGUGAGAUCCUUAGUUCGAAGUCUAAAAGACUCUGAAUGUGCCCGCGCUGUGAGGCACGGUUAAUCGAAAUGUCCCUUUUUUUGUUGUGUUUGGUGCGCCGCUUCCACAGCUGCUCCUGCUCUCUCAUCGCUUCAGCAACUCACUUUGGUAUUGUUUCAUAACGACUAAGUAGUAAUGUAUUUGACUGAAUGAAUGCUCGCGGUUUGGAUUGUCUCUUUAAGUCUUAAAUAUGGGUUCAUGUGUCGGGCCGUGGGGCUCUGCGGACCGGGUUCAGUGGUGUCUUUGGUCUCUGGUUGGCUCCAUGUGGGACAGAGGAAAGUGUACAAUCAAACCAGAAAAAAUGUAUCCAGUAAAAAAAACUGUAUACACAUUUGAUAUGUUCAGACGGACGGUAUGGGGGAAUAAGUGUUUCAAAAUUAAAGUAAGAAACAAGUUCUAGUAGAAGACUAAAAUACAAAUGUGUACUUGGAAUUAAACAUGAUAUUACUCCUUUAAGUUAACCAAGCCAACUGGUGGAAUGUUUCCUAUAGUGACGAUUUAACGGUGGAAUUUUCCUUCCUCUGCUGUAAUUAACAGCUUUAUUCGGACUCAAAUUGGCAUAAAACAGCCGUUGCAUUACGUUUUUGUUCCACAGCCAUGUGAAUGUGGCACGUCUGUCCAGACCAGCAGACCACUGGUCGUUGUCCCGGGUCUCCAUGGCUCCCUAACAUGUUGACACUCUGGGCACCAGGCACUAUAGGUCUGCAUAGCCUCGUUAUUUACUACUGAAUCCUCAACUCUGUACAGAAGAUGAGAAUAUGAUCGCAUGGCAACUUGUUACUGUAAUAAUAACCUAUACAGUAUAUAUUUAAGUUUUUGAUAACUUGCAUCAAUGACACCUACCUAGCAACACAGACCUGCGAGAAUUUUUUGUUUUUCUUUGAGCACAUGGCAUCUUAGGAUCCUUUUUUUUGUCAAUGUUUUAUAGAUUAGAGAGUGUUUUUUUUUUCCUUAAUCCCCCCCCCCCCCCCAUUUGUUUUUUACAGCUGCUGGGGUUUUGUGUCUUUAAUUGUAGGGAGGGGGGGGGAUAUAUGACGUUAUCGCGUUUAAGGUAGACAAGAGUCAUGCUUGUUUUAUUAUUGACGAUGACGGUGAUCAUUUCAGUGAUGGUUAUCCGGUGCGACGAGGUUCAAGAACUUGUGAAUAAACUGUGUCUGGUUUACACUGAGCGAUAAGCAGUAAUUGAUUUUGAAGUUUUCUGACUGUACAUUGAAGAGGCCGGUGUGUAUGCAUGCUCUGGAGACCCCGACAAUGUGUUUAUGUCUGAGAGGCCCUCUAGAAUGGCAUUCAAAGUCCUCUUCCAUCUGUUGAAGAAUAACCACCUGUGCUCACAGUGAAGGAGUGAUCAGUCUCAUAUGAAUAACAUCUUUUUCCGUCUAUGGACAAGUAAACUAAUUUCACCUCUGAGAAAUAUAAAAUUAUUCUGUUUUUCCUUGUUAAUAUUGAUUGUGGACACAUAAUUUUAUAAAUGACAAAGACGUGGAAAUAAAGAUUUAUCUUGUUAUUUA